This is a messenger RNA of Helianthus annuus (common sunflower), 2286 nucleotides long. Its product is annotated as proline-rich receptor-like protein kinase PERK1. Gene Ontology annotation, biological process: protein autophosphorylation. Lineage: Eukaryota; Viridiplantae; Streptophyta; Magnoliopsida; Asterales; Asteraceae. Gene Ontology annotation, cellular component: plasma membrane; plasmodesma. Gene Ontology annotation, molecular function: carbohydrate binding; ATP binding; transmembrane receptor protein tyrosine kinase activity. The record is from RefSeq and is a predicted model, not a curated record. The transcript is spliced from 7 exons. Bases 74 to 2008 code for a protein of 644 amino acids.
UUUGACGCUAUAAAACGAGAGCAAAGUUGCCAACGUCUUCUCUUCAUACAACUAAAAAUUGUAACAAUAAUUCAUGUACAUGGCUAAAUUUCAAGAUCUAGACCACCUCAAAAUCCCAUUUGAAGUCAUCAGACUAGCCACUAACAACUUUGCCGAAGAUAUUGGGAAUGGUGGAUACGGGAAGGCCUACAAAGGCCAACUCCCACACCCCAACAGCUCUGGUGAGCCAAGCACCACCAUCGCUGUAAAGAGGCUAGACAAGACGCACGGUCAAGGACAACCUGAGUUUUCAACGGAGAUCAACAUGCUUGCUAGAUACAAACAUAGUAACCUUGUUUCUCUCGUUGGAUUCUCUGAAGACGGUGAUGAGAAAAUUCUUGUUUACAGGUAUGAGAUUAAUGGAAGCCUUGACAAGCAUUUGGCCUCCACAGAUCUCACAUGGGAGCAACGUCUUCGAAUAUGCAUUGGCGCGGCUUGUGGACUGGAGUAUCUUCAUGCUGGUGUGGGACCGGGCCACAGGGUGUUACACCGCGACAUUAAAAGUGCUAACAUCUUGUUGGAUGAGAACUGGAAGGCAAAAAUUUCUGAUUUCGGAUUUUCUAAAAUAGGUCUCACGAAUCAACCGAUCACUUUUCUUUUCACGAGGCCCUGUGGCACGCUUGGCUACGUGGAUCCACAAUAUCACAAGACGGGCAUCCUUACAAAAGAGUCCGACGUGUACUCUUUUGGUGUGGUGUUGUUUGAAGUGUUGUGUGGGAAGCCCGCAUAUGAGAUUUACAAAUAUGAUGGUGAAGAAUGCCUUCUGAAUAAUUUAGUGAAACGUCGUUACGAAGAAGGAAAAAUUGACGAAAUCAUCAUGCCUAGUAUACGGGAACAAAAGAAUAUGUACUCAUUACAAAAGUUCUCUGAUAUUGCUUAUCAGUGCCUAAACGAAAGUCGAAAUCAACGUCCAUCGAUGAAUCAUAUAGUCAAAGAACUACAAAGCAUAGAAUGUCAAGUGGGUUCACCAACGGGAUUAUGGGGAUCGAGGACAGGUGGAACUCCAUGGUCGUUGCUACUUGACAACAAUAUGAAGCUUAGGAAGAUAAGGAUAGAUCACAAGGAUUGUAUAUUUUCUAUUGCUUUUACCGUUGAAGAAUAUUCAAGUGGUACGCUGAUUACAUCUCCACAUGGUGGUACCGGUAUUCUCAGCGGUCGCGAACCUUCUGAGAUUAGUUUUGAUGCAGAUGAAGAAAUCAUCGAGAUUCUCGGUUCCAUAAAUCAUUUUCCAGUAAUAUCAUCAUUAUGUAUUGUGACUAACAAAAGAAGGCAUGGGCCUUUUGGCCCGGAGACUGGGAAUUCGUUUUCAGUUUCAUGGGAUGUAGGUACAUUUGCGGGGUUUUAUGGUCGUGCCGGCGCUUUCUUGGAUGGAUUGGGUUUCUAUUCGAAUAAGUGCCUGAAUGAAAGCCGAAAUCAACAUCCAUGGAUGAAAUGUAACUUGCAAGAACCACAAAGCUUCGAAUAUCAAAAUGGUUUACCAACCGAAUUAUGGGGAUCGAGCACAGGUGGAUCUCCAUGGUCGUUGCUACUCGACAACAAUCAAAAGCUUAGGAAGAUAACGAUUGAUCACAAGGAUUUGAUCUUUUCUAUUGCUUUUACAAUUGAAGAUUUAAUAACUGGUUCGUUGGUUUCUUCUCAACAUGGUGGUACUGGUGGUAUCCCUAGCGGUGUCGAAACUUCUGAGAUUAGCUUUGAUGCAGAUGAAGAAAUAAUCGAGAUUCUUGGGUCCAUAGAUAGUUUUCCAGUAAUAUCAUCAUUAUGUAUUGUGACCAACAAAAGAAGGCAUGGACCUUUUGGCCCGAAGACUGGGGCUUGCUUUUCGGUUACAUGGGUUGUAGGUGUAUUUGCAGGGUUUUAUGGUCGUGCUGGCUCUUUCUUGGAUGCAGUGGGUUUCUAUUCAAAGAAGAUUGUCGCCUUGGAAGAGCACAGGGUGGGAGAGGAGCUUGUUGAGAAUGUGAUGGAUGGGUAGUAGAAAUUAUGGAAUAAAAUUAGUUUCUAAUUGUUUUUAAUCUAAGUUAUAGGUUUCAGAUCUAUGCUUAAAUGUCUAACAACACAUAUUUAGUAUAUUGGUUAUGAAAUAAAUACCCUUCUAUCCCACACACCUAAUGUUAUAUGCAAUGAGACUUGGGUCUCGAGGCUAAUUUAAGUUUGUGAUUAUAAUAAAUUUGAGUUAUAUUUGGGUACUUGAUUCAUUGUGUGUAUGAAUUAUGUUAAAUAGAUUUAUAAAAUAAAAUAUUUGAUAUAAUA